Molecule: messenger RNA, 227 nt
Organism: Acaulospora morrowiae
Lineage: Eukaryota; Fungi; Glomeromycota; Glomeromycetes; Diversisporales; Acaulosporaceae
Source: the annotation of a GenBank genome assembly
UGAUACCAUAUUAUAUGGACCCUAAACUCAAGUAUUCCGCUGGUUUGCCUUAUCUCACUAAACUUAAAACCAGACAACAACUUUGCGAAAUGGGAUAUGAAGCCUCAUUAAUAGAAUCGACAUUGCAAAACUUAAGAAAUGGGAUUUACCCAAACCAAUUUUACCAUGCAUUCGGUAAAUCCCAAGUCGUUGAUUUGUCUGCAAUCGUGAGUGGCAAGGACAUCUGA